CGAAGAAUGAGCGCUAGCGCUUAGUCGGGCGAGCACAAUUAACUCACAUCAGACCACUUUUUGAUCAUUUUUGACCGGUCAUUUCAAGUAGGAAUUAUAAGGGCUUCAGAUUCAGAAGUCAUAGACUCGAGUCACUUCAGCAUCAACCUUUCUUCUGUUUCCACUCGUAAUCGAAAGUGUCUUCAGACUCUAGGGUAUCAUGGAUCCUCGUCCAAGGGUAAUAUGUCUUCCAAACACCAUGACCAACUGGCCCUGGCCCCGUGCGAUGAAUCCUCAUUAUGAAGUUGUGAAAGCUGAAGUUGAUGCUUCGUUCCGUGAAUUCAAGGCUCUGAGUGCCGAGUCACAGGAAGCAUACGACAAAUGUGAUUCUGCCCGUUUAGCAGGACUGGGUUAUCCAAAUGCAUCAAGAGAACACCUUCGAGUCGCCUGCGAGCUCAUCAAUGUUUUCCUCAUCGUGGACGAGUACACCGACGUUGAAAAUGCAGCAGUUGCCGAGGCAAUGGUGGGCAUCGUCAUCGAUGCCCUACACAAUCCUCAUAAGACACGACCAGAAGGCGAGUGCAUCCUCGGUGAAAUCGUACGACAAUUUUGGGCUCGUGCGAUUCAGACCACAAGCCUACCUUUUCAACGUCACUUCCUUGACAGCUAUACCGCAUACCUUCGUGCAGUGAUUGUCGAGGCUCUCGACCGCGAUAAGGCUCAUUGCCGUAGUAUUGGCGAUUAUAUCAAGCUCCGGCGGGAUACAUGUGCUGCAAAACCUGCCAUCGCAAUAUACGAAAUGGCAAUGGAUCUUCCCGAUGAGGUGUUUUAUCACCCCGUCAUUGUCGAACUGGUCGAAUGCAUUGCAGAAUUGAUGUUGAUUGACAAUGACAUGAUCUCGUACAACAGAGAGCAAGCGACAGGGGACGAAAACCAUAACUUGAUCACUACUGUUAUGGUGGAACUUGGCCUCGACAGAAGCGGUGCGAUGGUCUGGGCAGCACGCUAUCACACUGAAGUCGAGAAAAGGUUCACCGAUGGUCUCGCCAAGGUACCUUCGUGGGGACCUUCUACCGACGUUCUAGUCAAGGAGUAUCUUGAUGGGAUGGCAACAUGGGCUCGAGCAAACCAUUCUUGGAGUUACGAAACUCAAAGAUACUUGGGUACAAGGGGCCUAGAGAUACAGCGAACUGGUCUUGUCCCAUUACUGCCCAGGGUCAACUGCAAAGCCUCAUCCGCGGGAGCAAAGGUCAAUGUGGCUGAUUUAUCCAUGAUGGAUGCCACAGCAGACCGUAAGCAUCUGGAAGCUCCAGACCAACCCAACUCGUAACUCGUGUAUUCCACAAGCGCCGGGCCCACCGUCGCCCUAGGUGAUAAGUGUAAUAUAAUCCACAUCUGUUCAGAAGAACGGGCAUAGACCGCAGAUAAUGUUGCAGCGAAUAUGAAAUUUAUCUUCAGGUGUGGGGCUCCUCUCGGAGUUCGCAGCUCGUUUUCCAUGCAUGUACCUCAGGUUUCGUCGACUGAUUGUUCAAGUUCGUCAGAUACACAGUAGC
Molecule: messenger RNA, 1532 nt
Organism: Suillus plorans
Lineage: Eukaryota; Fungi; Basidiomycota; Agaricomycetes; Boletales; Suillaceae
Product: isoprenoid synthase domain-containing protein
Exons: 6
Coding region: 200-1309 (369 amino acids)
Source: RefSeq, a predicted model, not a curated record